AACCUUAGUUUCCGCAGUUAGCAAAGUGAAGCGAAGAGUGUUAGUUCGAAGCUGUUCAUUUAAAUAGCAAAUUCAAGAAGGAAUUAUAUUUCAUCCACCCAUCAAGUCAGUAGCAGUACACAGUUGUUUCAGAACACUCUCUGCAAGCUUGUUGUAAACGAACUGCUUUAAUUCCCGUGAUUAUUGUGGCCCGCAACGUGAAGAGUAUUUGAAGUCGUUGGCUGUACGAUUAAGCAUUAAUUAUCUUCCAUCCAUUAUGAGGAAGUUAACGUUCAGUUUGUGCGGGACAUCCUUCAAGCGGCGUGUGAAACUUGAGAAGCGUGUUCGAGAACUGCAAGAAGAAUUAGCCAGGAAGGAUGAGAGACUGCGACAUUAUGAAGAGGAACUGCUGCGUGCAAGGCGGUUUGAAGCUGAAGACGCUGGACCUAGACACAAGGCAAUGGAACAAGCUGUAGAUUUUAGGGCGAAGGAAUGCAACGAAAGGAAACAUGAAAUGGAAUUAGCAGAAAUUGUACAGAAAUUUAAUAACCUGGAGACGAAAAUUGAUGCAUUGAUGAAAGCUGGGUCAGAAAGGGAAGAAGAAGUUACGUGGAAAGAUCGUAAACUCCGAUUAUACAAACUGGAGUUGAACAGAAGGGAGAAUUUGGAAACUAAAGUACAGGACGUGUUCAGACUUCUGAGGAACAAAGAAAGAGAGUUUAACGACCUGCAAUCUCAAGUGACCUUGAAAAAUCUAUUAAUAGAACGACUGGGCGCUGAGUUAAACUCAGCAGCACGUGAACUGACACGACGUAAUGAGAUAAACAUCGAACGUGAUAACAAAAUUCAAGCUCUGGAGGAUCAACUUCGGUAUUAUAGAAUGAAGAGUGACAGAGCUGAAAGAGACAAUCAGCCACUUCGGUGUAUUACACGGAUGUUGAAACAAAAUGACGCUUGUAAUAGUUAUCUGGAUUAUGAAGCAAAACAUCAAGAUGGCACGACUAGUGACAAAGUAAUAUUGAUGGAAUCCAGUACUAUAAAUGACAGAAGAGCAUCUUCAGCCGUCAGCGAUCAUGUCAGUGACGAACCAAAUGGUCCAAAAGGGGCACAACUGCAACUUAAGAAAACAGAUGAUAAUCUGUCUACUAAUACUUUUGCUGCUGGACGUGUGAAAAAUUAUUCCCUGGCAGAAACUGCCAUUUCUUCUAUCAGGGUGUCAAGCAAAGGAAACAGGGAAAGUAAGACAAAAGAGCCUGGAAGACCUUGUGCUGGCAAAUCUAUUCGCUGGAAGAAGAAAACAAAGAGAUGGUUGGUCCAACAGAUGAAGAGAGAGCAAAAUGUGCAGUCGAAGUGCAGCCAGUCCAUCCAAACCAAUUAAGAAGUACCACGUGUCCCUUUUACACCAUAAGUUUCGCUUUUGAGAACAAUCUGCCUAGAAUUUUCUGUGUUCCAAUGCAAAGUUUGCAAGUACCUUUCUUGAUGCCGUUCUAUUUUGUAAUAGGUACGUAGUUUAGUACACAAGUUUUGAUAACAUGCAUUUCUUGUCAAAUUACCUAAAUCUGGCUCGCUGUGUUGUAUUUAUUAUAAAUUUACUGCUAUGUUACAGGAUGUUUCUAAUGCCAUAUGUAAUUAUAAUUAUCAAGAUAUUUUACUCAGAAUAAAUUCAUUACCACUAAUGAGGUAA
This is a messenger RNA of Zootermopsis nevadensis, 1663 nucleotides long. RefSeq lists its product as uncharacterized. NCBI's taxonomy places the organism in Eukaryota, Metazoa, Arthropoda, Insecta, Blattodea, Termopsidae. The record is from RefSeq and is a predicted model, not a curated record.